AUGACUUCUUUACGAGACUCUGACAAGGGUUCAAAAGAUGAGACAGACCAACGGUACGAGUUCCGUAUCUACUCGGUGACUCAUGAAAAUCAGUGGACGGAAAAUUGUGCUGGGAUCAUCGGUACUCAAACUGAUUCGAGCCUUAACGAUGAUGAAACCUUCAUGGACCUCGACGGGUUUGCGACCGCGCCUACGACCAACAACACGAGAAAUAUUUCCGUCAUUGACAUCCCCCAACUCUAUCAAACUCUGCAUCAGGUUGGCUUAGAGUAUGGACCAUGCUUUUCAAAUUUGACAUGUGUUCAUACAACUCAGCAUGGAGUCUGCUUUGCUGAAGUCAUCAUUCCUGAUACUCGAGCUGUCAUGCCAAUGAACUUUGAGAACCCAGCCAUAAUUCACCCGUGUACCCUUGACAGCAUAUUUCAUACCAUAUUUGCUGCGUUGCCCGAGAACAUGGACCUUGAGGCCGGUUCCCUUAUUCCAGUCUCAUUCGAGACGGUAAAGGUUUCUCGUCGAAUUCAGAGAUCAGCUGGGCAAAUGCUCAGUAUAUGCACGCACGUUCAACCUGGGGUGAAAAAUACCCUCUUGGCCUCAAUAAUCGCAACAGAUAAUUUUGACGGGUUGAGCAGCAUGAAACCAAAACUAGCCAUUCAUGGGCUUCGUUGUGCCCGCCUACAAGGAUCCUCAAAGCAUAUCGGUAACAAUAAAGAUAUCCCCAUCGCGUACGGCAUCGAGUGGCAGGCAGACCCAGGCUUUAUUACCAGAGACAAUGCAGCAUUUCUGAUCCAGCGGCAAGAUAUAGUUCCAAGCCAGUCGCAUCCCUUACAAGCAUCAUGUGAGAGGUAUACAGCUGGCAUUAUCAAAGACGCAAUCGCAAACUUAUCCGGCGAGAGUAAAGAGACACUUGACCCUAUGUACCCCAGAUACCGAGCUGAUCUCGUGGCUCUUCUUCACGCACAUGAUAAGAGCCGUCAAAUUCAUCCAUCCAACGGGUUUGAGUCGCUGCAAAAGGAGGAGAUGGGUGUUUCGAGCCAUGUAAAAGCCUUGCUUCGCGUUAUUUCUUCCCAUCUCUCUUCGUUGCCCCCACAAAACCUGGAGGGCUUCAAGGAAACUCAGAGAGAAUUAUGGAACGCAUACCAAGAGCUCAUUACCGAGGAUCUGGCAUAUACUACGGCGGCAAAGUACGUUGGCCUUGUUGGCAACAAAAAGCCCGACAUCUCGGUUCUGGAAAUCAGCGAUGGAGGAGACCGACCACAUACCUUGUUCUUGGAAGAAUUGGCUCCACGCCCCGGUGGUGAUAAGGACAGAGUGCCCCACUGUGCAAAAUAUACAUUUGCGCUCAGAGACGAGAACCAAAGCGAUCAAGCGAGAGCACAUCUCAGUCGUUGGGAGGACAUGGUGAGCCUUGAGAACCUAGAUCAAAACCCCGACCUUUCUGAGCGGGAACUGAGCCAAAAUGUCUACGAUGUCAUUAUUGCCCCGAACUUCUUCUACUCGAGGCAAUACGUCAAGAAGGAACUUCUCAAAAUUAGGUCAAUCUUGAAGCCAUCCGGCUAUUUGAUCCUACCUGGUACCCUCCAGCCGAAGAGAAGCCUGUUGGAUGCUCUUUUGGUUACUACUUUCUAUCAUUGGCCGCAUGAAUCGACCAAGUCCUUCAUUCAAAGUGAAAAUAUGAAGGGAGAGACUCUCCUUGAAGCCGGUUUCAAAGCAGAGGACAUUUUGGAAGAGGGCUUGAUUGUUUGCCGCUUACAGGAUGAACCGAAACCAUCCGACAAAAAGAUACUGGUUAUCUGUGGAGAUAAUGAUGAGACUUCGCUAAAAUUCUCCGAAGCGCUGAUUCAAAGAUUGCCGGGCGAGACGGCUAUGUCAAACAUGACGGAAGCGAAUACACACGGUUGUAUCUGUAUCGUUAUCAGGGACCUGAACAAGAGCUCAUUUCAAAACCCCAAUGCCAGUGAAUUGCAAAAAUUAAAGGACAUUUUCUUGCAAAGUGGUGGGGUACUGUGGGUGACCAGAGGUGGGACGAUACAUGCUACAGACCCCAAGGGUGGGCUUGCAGUUGGCUUCGCAAGAACAGCUCGCUCAGAAUCAGGUGGUCAACCAAUUAUUACACUUGAUCUAGAUCCGCAUACUCCAAUACUAGAUGACUCCAGGGUGAACAUCAUUCUCGAUAUUAUGAAGACUCAUUUCUUCCGAGAAAGUCCGCCAGAAAGCGACACCGAAUAUGCGGAGCGAGAUGGAGUUGUCCUGCUUCCUCGGGUGGUAGUUCAAGGUGACUUGAAUCGCAACAUGAAGAUGAUGAACAAGGCACGGGAAUUUUCCCAAGAACAAUUUCAGCACCCAGACAACGUCCUCUCAUUGCGCAGGACUGAAGUUGGACAGGACAAAGUUUGCUUUACGGCUAGCAGGCAGAGCACGGAGAUUCAUGAGGGUCACAUCGGCAUCAAGGUUUUUGCUUUCGCCUUGAGUGAAUUCGAUACAAUGAGUGGCAAAGAAUCGUCUGAUAUCUUUGAUACCAUUGGCUUCGGAUGUAGUGGAAAAGUAUGCGAAGUCGGGCUUAAUGUGCACGAAUUCUCGGUGGGAGAUCGCGUGGCUUGUCUGGGGACGGGCACGGCACGAAAUUACUACUACAACCAGGCCUCAGCUUUCCAAAGGAUUAAAGAUGAUACCCCAUAUGAUCUUGCCGCGGCAUUGCCUCUCGCAUAUACCGCGGCAUACUGGACUGUUUAUGAGGUAGCCAGAAUCAGGCCUGGUGAUACAGUCGUCAUACAAGAUGCAGCAAAUUGGUACGGACUAGCGUUGACUGAGAUCUGCAUGCUAAACGAGUGUGAAGUCUUCGCAACUGUCUCCACCGACGCUCAGAAGGAUAUCAUCUCAGAGAAAUUCCAAAUUCCUUUAUGGCAGGUCUUCGUGGACGGGAAGGACAACAUAGCACGGCGUCUUCUCGAGUCCACGCAUGGCAGGCUUCCCGGGACCGUGUUAACAUUUGCUGAGCCUGGGAGCAAGAUUUUCAAGACUCUAUGCAAAAUUACUGCGCCAUUCGGCCAUGUAAUUCACCUUCGGACCAAGGCACCGGAUCGUUCAACUGGACAUACAUUACAAUUAGAUUUGAAGAACAUCUCCUUCUCAACAUUCGAUAUCUUCGAUUUCCAACCGAACAAAAAUGUCAUAACCAUCAAGAACUGGCCAAAGGUUAUCUCUCUUUUCAACCAAGAUAAAUUGCGCGGGCCAUCUUCCUAUUCUGUGCACAGAGUGACAGACGUGGCCAAUGCUUUAAAGGCUAUCUCUUCGACCAAUUGUGCUGUGAUCGUCACAGAAAGCGAUGAUUUUGUACAGGUUGCUACGGCGAACAUCCCAAAGUCUCUUUUCCGAGAUGACGCAUCGUACCUUGUGGUGGGCGGACUCGGAGGAAUUGGACGCGAGAUUAUUUCUUGGAUGGUAGAGCAUGGGGCCAGAUACUUGAUUCUUGUCAAUCGCAGGGGCUGGGCUACAGAUACGGCUCGAUCUACCGUACGGCUGCUUCGUGACAAGGAUGUUGAAGUGGCUGUGCGUGGGUGCGAUAUAUCCGAUGAACGGGCAUUUGGCGAGAUGUAUAACGAAAUAUCGAAAGAUAUGCCACCUAUCAGAGGCGCCAUCCAGGCUGCUAUGAUACUCCAGGAUGUCCAUAUCGAGAAGAUGACUGUGGAAGCCUGGAAUACAGUUCUACGUCCCAAAUACGCUGGUACCUUGAACCUGCAUAAUUACUUGCCCCGAGAUCUAGACUUCUUCGUGAUGUUGUCGUCCAUCAGUGGUGUGAUCGGGAAUGCCACCCAAUCCGCCUACGCGGCUGGAUCCGCAUUCAUGGACUUUUUUGCAGCAUACCGAAACACUCUAGGCUUGCCCGCGGUGUCGCUGGACCUGGGUACCGUUACAAGUGUCGGCUACCUGGCGGAAAAUAAAGAGCUGGCAGCGAAAAUGGCGAAACAAGGAUUCCAGAGCACAGACAUCAAAACAGUGCUGUCCCUCGUCCAGCUUGCCAUUCUUGAACCACCCACUGGCUCUCAUUCGCAGAUUGUGACUGGUCUUGGAGAAUGGAAACCAGGGAAGUCACUGUCUAAUUUUGAAGCGCCUUUUUUUUCUCAUUUCAGGAGAAGAUUCCAAUUUAAUGGCCCGCACGAAGAGAAGUUUGACUAUUCUGAGACACUACGGGAGACUCUGAGAGCCGCAAACUCUCGGGAUGAGGCCAUGCUGGUUGUUCUCGAGGCAUUGUCUGGGAAAAUUGCUUCACAGCUCAACAUACCUAUAGACAAACUAAGCCCAGAGAGUCUAUUAUCAGAAUUUGGUAUUGAUUCAACCAACGCCGUUGAGCUACGAAAUUGGAUAUCUAAAACGAUGGAGAGCGUCGUCCCUAUCCUUGAGAUACUCGCGAGUGGCUCGAUUGUUCAGUUGGCCGGCCAAAUCACGAGUCGAUCGCAGUUGCUGAAUUGUCAAUGACGAGGUGCCGUAGACAGAAGAGAAAAACAAAGAACGGGCAAGAUGGACAGAGAAAGAUGUAUGUGCCAAGUGGAUUUUUUGAGUCGGUGAUAAAACCACUGGCCGUUCUGGUGAUUUGAAUGCAUCUGCUGUGCAACAUACUUUGAAAAUCGGGGGAUCUAGAACUGGAAACCCUUAUUCUAGAAAUAAGAGAAAAGAAAUAUAGACGGUAGAUCUGAAAGGGACAUUAACGCUGUCUCGACUUGAGGCUUUUCACGACCAGAAUAAUGGCAUCAACAUGAUUUCCCGAGACUCGG
Penicillium brasilianum is the source of this 4769-nucleotide messenger RNA. The record is from the annotation of a GenBank genome assembly. Lineage: Eukaryota; Fungi; Ascomycota; Eurotiomycetes; Eurotiales; Aspergillaceae.